AUGCUGCAGCAAUUACUACCGAUUCGAGUUAGGCAUAUUGCGGCAGAUCCACAACAUUUUGCAUUGGUCAUCGGUGACAUUUGGUUUGCUACUUGCUUGUCCUUGGCCAAUCGUGAGCAUGGUUUUCGCUUGGAAUCCGAUGGCAGCAUAACCAUUGUGGACUCACAUGCUUUUUCGAAUGGAGUUCAUGCUGUGCUGCUCGUUGGCUCUCCGCUUUCUGUAUCUAUCCAGAACACAUUGAUCAGCUCAAGCGGAAAGAACGGAAUCCGAGCAGAAAUUUCUCCUGAUAAGUUUAGCACAAUUAAGAUCCAAGGCGUAAAUCUUACUGGUCACUACUACAGUGCUGCUAUUGAAGUCGAAGAUGCCACCGACAUAGAUUUUGAGAUCAGCUGUUGCCUCGUCACUGAUAAUUUCAACGGUGGAAUUAGUUUGGAUGGCAUCACCGGUAAUAGUACGAUCAGUAUUCUUGGAUCAAACUUCACGCGAAAUCGUGGUAGCAUCGUAUCGAUACCGCUCAUCCAAGACAGUGACGUCAUUCUUCAUGGAAAUUCAUUUACUGCAAAUCAAUUGAACAACUUUGGUGAACAUGAAGCUGUUGUGGACAUAGCCACAUUUGCAGAAGCACCAGGAUCAAAAAUUCGCGUGGAAGACAACGAGUUUGAGCAGAAUACUAUGAACAAUGUGCUAGAGUUGCGACAUCUUGGAGGUACAAUCUGUCUCACUUGCCGAGUUCUUUGACG
Messenger RNA from Cylicostephanus goldi, 740 nucleotides. The record is from the annotation of a GenBank genome assembly. Lineage: Eukaryota; Metazoa; Nematoda; Chromadorea; Rhabditida; Strongylidae.